This is a messenger RNA of Ornithodoros turicata, 783 nucleotides long. Its product is annotated as BPTI/Kunitz domain-containing protein-like. NCBI's taxonomy places the organism in Eukaryota, Metazoa, Arthropoda, Arachnida, Ixodida, Argasidae. Gene Ontology annotation, molecular function: serine-type endopeptidase inhibitor activity. The transcript is spliced from 4 exons. The record is from RefSeq and is a predicted model, not a curated record. The coding region runs from base 139 to 783 and encodes 214 amino acids.
UGGUUACCAAUUAACUAACGUCAAUGAACAUUUGCAAACGUGAUGUUUUAAAACAUUACUCUUAUAUUGUGCCCGCAGGCAGAAAGUUCACGACUCGCUAAUAUAUAAACGCGGAAAAAUCGCCUCCAUGCAGCAAGUAUGUUUCAUCCACUCCUUUCUGUCGUGCAAUUCCUGCUCCUGUUGUUCGCCAGAUGCGGAUGCAAUGAAAUACCGAUCAUCGUCGUGGGCGACGAGUCUUCUGAAGAAAUUCCCGACAGUGAAGCAGAGUACGCGGCUUGGGAAACAUGCCACACAGAACACAGCUCGGGCACUGCAUGUCGAGGUGCCGUAAGCAAAACUAUGUUCUACCACGAACCUCGCACCAAGAAAUGCACACCGUUCACUUUCCUUGGAUGUGGUGGAAACGACAACAAGUUCGACACACGUCUCCAAUGUAAAAUAUUCUGUAAAGUGAGACCCAGGGGCCGUUGCGGAGAAGAGAAGAAAGAAGGAAGCUGCAAGGCAAUAAUCCCCAGAUAUUACUUCGACUGGAAAACAUGGCAGUGUCUCAGCUUUGACUUCGGAGGAUGUGAAGGCAACAAAAACAAUUUCCUAACACAAGAACAAUGCCAGAGAAGAUGCAAACGUCAACGAACGAACGGUUCGGUCAACCAACGAGAUCAACGAAAGCCGGCAGCGGCAUUCCAGCCCCGACUCGCUUCUUCUUCGCCCUGUCUCGUCUCCCAUUCACUACAAAUAAAACAUACAGCUAUCGGGAAGCAUCGCCAAGAUCUUUUUAUUUAA